AUGACUUCUAUAGAAGAGAACUUCCCUCGAGGGGGCAAACAGAAAACAACACAAGAAGGAAAAGCAGCCAAACACCCAACAGUUGAUCAGGAUAAUUUAUUCAAAACACAACAUGAAGAGCAAACUCCAAAAAGAAAGAAAGCCCAGCAGGAUCAAGCAAAACCAAAAAAACUCAAGACUGAGAAGAAAGCAGUUGUAAAAACCCAUGCAGAGAAUUUUGAACUUCUGACAGCUGAGUCUCUCACUGAUGGAAUGCUGGUCUUGGGCUGUGUGAAAGAGUGUAAUGAAUUUGAGCUUAUAAUCAGCUUACCAAAUGGGCUCUCUGGAAGUGUACAGGUGACACGCAUAUGUGAGGCUUACAGCAAAAUGCUGAGUGAGCAGGUGGCCGCAGAUAAGCCAGUAAAGGAUCUGAGCCCUCUUGCAGAGCUGUUCUCACCAGGAAUGCUCCUCAGAUGUGCUGUGAUCGGUAUGAAGAAAGGUGCUGAAGGACAUCACGGUAUACAGUUGUCGAUUAAUCCCAAAGAUGUCAACAAGGCUCUGAACACUGCAGCUCUGAGAACAGGCAUGCUGCUCUCUGGAUGCAUCUCUAGUGUGGAAGAUCAUGGCUACCUUAUUGACAUAGGGGUCCCUGCAGCAAAAGCAUUUCUCCCUCGAGAGAAAGCCCAGAGUUACUUCCAAGCAAAGGAGAAAGGAGCUGAACUGAAGAUAGGACAAUAUCUAAACUGCCUUAUUGAUGAAGUGAAAAACAGUGGGAGGAUAAUCCGCAUCUCCAUCAGCCAGUCGGAGGUUGCUGCUGCCAUUGCAACCGAAGUGCAAAAUUGGACACUCAACAGUUUGCUACCUGGGCUGGUGGUGAAAGCCCAGGUUCAUGAGGUGACUCCCAUGGGAAUUUCUCUUAGUUUUCUGUCUUCCUUCACUGGAAUUGUGGACAUCAUGCACCUGGGCUCUACAAAAUCAAGAAGCUACUCUCCAGGUCAGAUGGUGAAAGCCUGCAUUCUCUUUGUUAACCCCACCUCCAAGGCAAUACGUCUGUCUUUGCGCCCAGUUUUCCUUCAGCCCGGCACUCAGCUUGGUCAUCUCUCCAGUGGUCGGAUUGGCACAGUAAUGGCAGACUCAAGAGUAAAGAGCUUUUGCAAAAAUGCUGGUGCUGUCUUCACACUGGAUGAUGGAACCCUUGCUUUUGCACAUCUUAAACAUCUUUCAGAUACUCCCAAGUCUUUCAAACCUUUGUCCUUUAGGCCUGGAAGUAAGCAUAAGUGCCGAGUUAUUGACUACAGCCCUAUCGAUGAUCUGUUGUUGUUGUCCCUCAAACAACGUAUUAUUGUUGCUCCAUUUUUGAGAUACCAUGAUAUUCAUCCUGGACAGGUGGUAGAGGGCACCGUGUUUGCUCUGAAGGACUUUGGCAUGCAAGUAAAAGUGACUGGUUACAUCAAGGGGCUGGUGCCUCGCCUGCAUCUAUCGGAUGUGGUUCUGAAGCAGCCAGAAAAGAAAUACAGUGUGGGGAACACUGUCAAAUCCCGGGUGCUGGCUUGCAAUCCUGACACAAAGACGCUUAUUCUGACACUUAAGAGAACUCUUGUCACUUCAAAACUCCCCAUUCUUGCUAGCUAUGAAGAUGCAAAGCCAGGUCUAGUGACCCAUGGAUUCAUUGUAUGUGCUAGGGAGUUUGGCUGUAUUGUGAAGUUCUACAAUGACAUAAAAGGCCUGGUCCCCAAGAAUGAGCUUGGUGUGGCACCCAUUACUGUUCCUCAGGAAGUUUUCUAUGAAGGCCAGGUGGUCAAAGUGAUUGUCCUAAAAUGUGAGCCUGAGCAAGAGAGACUACUGCUGUCAUUAAAGUUGACUGAUAAUGCUCUCGCUGUGGACACUACAGGGGAAGAGGUUUCAAAGAAGCGAGAAGUGACAUAUGAAACUGGACAGGUUGCUGAUGUGAAAAUUCUAAAGAAGAAAGAAAAUGGCCUAGAAGUUAAAAUCUUGCCAAAUGAUGUUUCUGCCUAUCUUCCCACAAUGCACCUUUCCGACCAUGUGACCAAUUGUAAACUGUGGUGGCAUUGGCUCAAAGGCGAUGAAAUCCUUCACAAUGUUGUAUGCCUUCAUGACAAGGGAGGCCAUAUUACUCUGAGCAGGAAGCCAGCAAUAAUUUCAGCUAUAGAGGGGGGAAAUGUGGUGAAGAACUUCUCUGACAUCCAGCCUGGAUUGCUGCUGAUGGGCUAUGUGAGAAACAUUAUGCCAUAUGGUGUGUUUGUGGAGUUCCCAUAUGGUUUGACAGGGCUGGCACCCAAAUCGGCAAUGAGUGAUAAAUUUGUGACGGCUACCAAGGAUCACUUUGUGAUUGGUCAGACUGUGGUUGCCAAGGUGACCAGCAUUGAUGAGGAGAAGCAGCGCUUCCUGUUGUCUCUGAAGGUGUCUGACUGCUCCUCUGAAGAUUCUGUUUCCGAGAGUUUCUCCUUGCUGCUCCAGUACUUCAAGGAGCUGCAGGAGAUUAUGAGCAAAAGAGGUGAUUCCAGUGUACCUCAGAAACUCUGUGAAUUUAAGCCUGGGCAAAGGCUGCUGCUGGUGGUUCAAGAAGUCAAGGCAGAUGGCUCAGCGCUGUUCAGCAACAUACAUACUUCAGGGUUGACUGUAGAGGCCACUCACAGACAUCUUGGAGGCAAAAACAUUGUUAUGGGAGACCAAGCAACAGCUGUGAUUCUCCAUGUGGAUUACCUGAAAUCAAAGGUCUAUGUUUCUCUUCGAGAAGAGCUUCUUUCCCCCAAACAAAAGACGUUAACAGCAGACUCUCAGCAUCCAGCAGUGGUGCAGCAUGUGGCUUCAGAGUAUGUGGUUGCUUCCUUGGUAGAAACUGGCCACUUGAUUGCCAUCCCGUUGGCCUCCCACUUCAACGAUACAUUCCGGUUUGAUUCUGAAAAAAUGAAGGUGGGGCAGUCACUCAUGGUGGUUCUGAAGACCACAGAGGCAGGCAAUCAUGGGUUCUUGCUUGCUGUGCAAAGUCCCAAAAAAAGGAAAAACGUAAUUGGGUUACAGAAGGGGUCCAAGACGCUAGAGGAGACAUCAGCCGUGGUGAAACACUCUCUGUCCUUGGGAGAGAUGGUCACAGGAACUGUGAAGUCUGUGAAGCCCACCUUUGUCCUUGUGGCCCUUGAUGAUAAGCUAAUAGGCAACAUUCAUGCAUCCCAGAUCUUGGAUGAUGUUCCUGUAGGCACCUUUCCCACAUCAAAGCUAAAGGUUGGACAGAAGGUGACUGCUCGUGUCAUUGGGGGUCGAGAUGUUAAAACUCACAGGUAUUUGCCCAUCUCCCAUCCAUACUUUACCCAGACCAUCCCAGAGCUCAGUGUCCGACCAAGGGAGCUGAAAGGAGAAAGCAGCACAGCCCUGUGCCCUGAAGACAUAGAAGAGGUUUUAAAACCUUUCAAGCCUGGACAGAUGGUGACAUGCUUUGUUAAGAAGUACAACACCACAAAGAAAUGGCUGGAGGUGGAGGUUACUUCUAAUGUUCGAGGGAGAGUUCAACAGCUGCUCCUUUCCCCUAACACCAAGGUAUUAAAACAUGCAGAAAAAUACUUCAAAAAUGGACAGGCUUUGGUUGCAACAGUGGUAGGCUCUGACAUCACUGAGACCAAGCUCUGUCUGUCACUGACAGGAGUUCAUUCUCUGGAGGAAGGAACCAUCACCCUAGGCUACGUCAAAAAGGUGAUCCCGCAUGUCGGCCUGACUAUCGCACUUCCCUUUGGAAAGACUGGCAAAGCCAGCCUUUUCCACUUGAGUGAUUCAUUUGUUGAACAGCCAGUAGAAGGUUUCAGCACGGGUCAACUUGUCAAAUGCUGUGUCCUUUCCAAUAAUGAUAAUAAAACGGAAGUGUCGCUCCGGCAAUCCAGGGUUAAUCCCAAGAGCCAUGGUAAAGUGGAAGAUACUGAAAUCACGAGCCUUGAUAAUGUUCAGAAAGGUCAACUUGUCAGAGGCUAUGUCACCUCAGUGACACCAUCUGGUAUCUUCUUUGGAUUGUCUGAUUCUGUUGUGGGUCGAAUCCCAUUGCAAUACAUCACCCAUCUCCUUGUGCCGGAUCAGUCCGUAUGUGCAAAAUUUAUACAUGUAGGACAGUUACUUGCUGCCAAAGUUCUCAGUAUAAACAAAGAAGAGAACCAUGUGGAGCUCUCAGUCCUUCCUAAAGACACCGGGAAACCAAGUAUUAUCCCAGAGUCCCUGGGUUUGCCACACAGUGAAACAGACACAAACUUUAAGAAGCUGAAGAAGCGCAAAAGAGGAAGUUCUGAAUGUGAACAGGAAGUAAAGCAAAGAAAAAAGAGAGUUUGUUGCACUGAAGAGGAUGAUAGCGGUAUUGAGGUCUAUUGUCGGGAGGAAGAGGAGGAGGACAAAAAGGAGAGGAGCUCUAAGGGAAGAGAGCUUCUAAGGCUGAAGGUUUCAACCAACUUUACGUGGGAGGAAGGUUUAAGUGUGCUGGAUUCAACCAUGUUGAGAGAGAGAGACCAGAGCUCUUCUAGCGAGGAGGAUGAAGAAGACAUUCAGUCAACGACAAAGAAACAAACAAGGAAGAACAAAGAGCUGGAGAAGCAAAGGGCAGAAAAGGAACUCUCCAAACUAGAAGCUGCUCUGAUGGACCCGGCUCGGCAGCCCCAGUCUGCGGAUGACUUUGACCGCUUGGUCCUUGGCAACCCUGACAGCUCCAUCCUCUGGAUGCAGUAUAUGGCAUUCCAUCUCCAGGCAACAGAGAUAGAGAAGGCCAGAGUUGUAGCCGAAAGGGCACUCAAGACAAUUUCCUUCAGGGAAGAGCAAGAGAAGCUGAAUGUGUGGGUAGCCCUGCUGAACCUGGAGAACAUGUAUGGCACAGAGGAAGCACUGAUGAAAGUCUUUGAAAGAGCCAUUCAGUACAAUGAGCCUCUGAAAGUUUUCCAGCAGCUGGCAGACAUCUAUGCUGAUUCUGACAAAUAUAAGCAAGCUGACGAUCUGUACAACACAAUGCUGAAGCGCUUUCGCCAGGAAAAGUCUGUGUGGGUGAAAUAUUCCACUUUUCUGUUGAAAAGAGGCCUGGUAGAGGCAGCUCACAGGCUCCUCCCACGUUCACUCAAGUGUCUGCCAGACAAAGAACAUGUGGAUGUGAUUUCAAAGCUGGCACAGCUUGAGUUCCGGAUUGGGGAUCCGGAACACGGCAAGGCCAUUUUUGAGAACACCCUGAGCACAUACCCGAAACGCACAGACAUCUGGUCAAUUUAUAUAGACAUGUUGAUAAAACAUGGCUGCCAAAAGGAAGUACGGGAUGUUUUUGAGCGAGUAAUACACCUGAGCCUAGCACCAAAGAAGAUGAAGUUUUUCUUUAAACGCUAUUUAGAAUAUGAGAAGAAAUAUGGCACAGCAGAAACGGUCCAAGCCGUGAAGGCAGCAGCGCUGGAAUACGUGGAAUCCAAGAACAGUCUUGCUGAGGGUUGAUUUAUACAGUGAACAAACUUUGGGGUCUUGCUUGGUAGCUAGCAGAGAAGCAUGGCAGAGCUGCUGGGAGAAGGGAAGCCAUCCC
This is a messenger RNA of Euleptes europaea (tarantolino), 5524 nucleotides long. RefSeq names its product programmed cell death 11 (gene PDCD11). Gene Ontology annotation, biological process: rRNA processing. Gene Ontology annotation, cellular component: small-subunit processome; nucleus; nucleolus. Gene Ontology annotation, molecular function: protein binding; RNA binding. The coding region runs from base 1 to 5439 and encodes 1812 amino acids. The transcript is spliced from 35 exons. Lineage: Eukaryota; Metazoa; Chordata; Lepidosauria; Squamata; Sphaerodactylidae. The record is from RefSeq and is a predicted model, not a curated record.